AUAUUAAUUUUAUUCUAGAUGUAGAUGAUCACAUAAUUAAACAAUAUGAAUAUUGAUUGUACAAUAACUAAAUUAGGUGAUAUGAAUAUUGAUGGUCGAAAAACAGAAAUCAUAUCACCUAGUAAAUUAAAUGAAUCUGAACCGUAUGAUAUUUUUAAACAACUUCCACUUGAAAUCAUUAAUACAAUAGUCCUAAAGUUGGACUUCAAUGAUAUUUUGAACUUGAAAUUAGUUAAUAAGAAGUGGCGAUGUAUAUAUUUAAACCAAAAUGAGAUAUGGGGUAAGAUUUGUAAGAAUUUAAAUAUACAAGCUAUUGAUUACAACCGGUGUCUAAAUGAUAGGGAAAGACAUGAUUCACAAUGCAUGUCAUAUUCUGAAAUAGUUUCACAAAAAUUAUUUGGGUCAUUAUGUGAUAAUUGGCUAACUUUUAACCAUUAUAUAACGGUUGUCAAGAAUAUGAAAAACAACUAUUUUCCGUUUAUUAAAAUACCUCAUCGACGUUUUGAACAAUCAUAUUGGACUGAUGAUUAUAUAGUAAAUAUGAAUUACUACUAUAAAAAACCAAUUGAAAUACUUAUUUUAAAUGGUGCAAAUAAACCUAUAGAAAGAAGAAUUUUGCCGUUAUUUAAUUUACUUAGAGAAUUUAUUAAAAAAUGUUUUUUAAAAAAAUAUCCAGUCAAAGUAAUUGGUAAUAAAAGAUUCUUGGUGCUUGAAAUUUGUUCCAUUAUAUUUGUAUAUUCAAUUAAGAAUACUGAAUUCAACAAAAAAUUUUUUAAAGUGAUACAGAAAUCUGUUGAUUAUGGCUUGAAUAAAGAUGAUUUCAACGAAGAGUUCUUAAUUGAUCAUUGUGAUACAAAAUUUGAUUUAUAUGAAAAUAAACUAUCAUUAGUGCACCCAGCUACUAGUACAUUAUUUGUAACUGAUUUGAGUACAGAAAAAACAUAUAAAGAGCUGCAAUUUAGCUCAAAAGGAUGCAUUGUUGAUAGCAUGAAAUGCUCAGAUUAUAGACUCAUGAUUGGAAUCACAAGACCGAAGAAAAAGAAUUUUAAAGCUACAGAACAUUUGGCAAUUCUUCAUCAAUUCAAAGGAUGUAAAGAAAACAAUAGAUUACAGAUACCCUUGGUAGGGCCCGUUACUCAGUUCAAGGCGAUCGGCAAUUAUAUUGGAGUAGAAAACAGAGGAUCUGCAACUCCAUUCAUCACAUUGAAAAAUAAUUCAUUCUUAAACAUGUUUUGGCUUGAAUGCGAUACUUUUUCAUUUGAUUGUACAAGAAACUAUAUUUAUUACAAUGUUAAUCAAAGUAUAUUUCAGUAUGAUAUAUUAAAGUCCACUAUGGCCAAAUUUGAAGUGAUACAAAAAAUAGCUGGUGAUGCAAUAUCAAAUCUCUUACCUCUAACACCUUUAAAUGAUAGAUAUUUGUUAGUACGAACGACUCUUCCAAAUUCAUAUGAAAUAUUUGACGUCAAAGAACAUGUUUCUAUUAGGUCUAUACAUUUAACUCCAGGGUAUUCAUUAGUUCAUGUGGGUAAAUUAUCUAUGAUUUUCUCUCAUUCCUAUAAAACUAUGGUGGUUGCAUUUAAUUAAUUAUGUAAUUUUUUUUUUACAACAGUUUUUUUUUAUAUAUGUAUUAUGAUUAUUGUUUUAAACUCCAUUACAAUGCAAUGUUUAUUGCAAAUUAUGUUUUGUUGAUAAAUUAUGAAUUAAAAAAAAAUAUAUAUAUAUUUUUGAAAUUAUAAACUAACUGAAGGCUAUUUGUCAUGAUGAUUGGGUUAACUUACUAUGAUUGUGUUCAAUAGGAUAAUAUAGAAAUAGAAAUAGAAAUAAUAU
Metopolophium dirhodum (rose-grain aphid) is the source of this 1827-nucleotide messenger RNA. RefSeq lists its product as uncharacterized. The coding region runs from base 46 to 1584 and encodes 512 amino acids. The transcript has 3 exons. Gene Ontology annotation, molecular function: protein binding. NCBI's taxonomy places the organism in Eukaryota, Metazoa, Arthropoda, Insecta, Hemiptera, Aphididae. The record is from RefSeq and is a predicted model, not a curated record.